Priceomyces carsonii is the source of this 1011-nucleotide messenger RNA. RefSeq lists its product as uncharacterized. The coding region runs from base 1 to 1011 and encodes 336 amino acids. The record is from RefSeq and is a predicted model, not a curated record. Lineage: Eukaryota; Fungi; Ascomycota; Pichiomycetes; Serinales; Debaryomycetaceae. The transcript has a single exon.
AUGGAUAAUUUGUACACAGCGCUAUCGUUGGCGAUGAUAGCUAGAAGGAGAUUCGUGAUAUUGACGAAUAGCUCUGAUCAUUUGAUAGAACAUUUCCGUCGUUUCGUUUUACAACCAUGCAAUUUCAACGUAGAUGAUAUUUGCGAACUUGACUUGAUGAAAGAAUUUAAAGGUGUUUCUGAAGGAGAUUUUAUACGAUCAAUGGUGGUCGAUAACAUAUUCAAAAAAGUGAUAAUAUGGAGGAAUAUGCUGAAACUAAACAGGUCAGAACAAAGGAGAUUAUAUGAAUUUCUUCUCAAGCUUGAUUGUUAUGACACUAACAGCUCUGUUGACAAGGAUUUUUCUGUUGAACUUGAUGGACGGCGUUACAAGAAGCCAGACUUGUUUGUUAUAGUUCCUGUCAUAACUGAUAAUUGUACUUUCAUGUAUGAGUACUUGAAGGAAAGGUUCUGGUUUUCUACCUAUUACCGUUCUGAAUCUUCAGAAGAAAACAAAGAAAUAGACAGUUCUGACUUUGUACAGCGCAUUGGGCAGUUGCGUAAGAAGUUUCCCGAUGUAUACGUUGCUCCAGAUGUUGAAAGGUACAUCUAUUCGUUAAUUGUUCACAUAAGGUGCCACAGAUUAUGUUCUGUCGCCCCUAAGAGUGCUAGGAUAACUACAAGGGCCAUCCAAGAUGUUACUUUGCUCAGUAGAGUCCUAGUUGCUUUUCAGAACUAUGGUGGGAAUGAAAAACUCUUUGUAACUCCGCUUUACGCAAAAUUGGCAAUGAAAAAGGUUGGCUAUUGGCUUGUUACUUGGGAACUGUCCAAAUUUGCAGGGCUCAAUAAAGACACUGAUGAGGAAAAGAGAUUGGAAAUUAGCAUGCUUACAGGAGACUGGAUCGGAAGUGACUGGAAAUAUGUCAAGGCUUAUUUCAAACAGAGUAGGAGCCGGCCAGAUCCUUCAACUCCUACUGGACUUACGAAUACGAUUGUAGAGGAUGCAAUCGCUACGGUAGAGCCACCAUUGUAA